CUUUAAAAAGGAAGAUAUUGCAGACCGUGACCGUGUGUUCCGGUAAUAUUUCAGUCUUGACUAUUUGCAUGCGAAAAAUGAAUACAAGGGGACGAGGUUCUGCGGCUUGCGGCGACAACUGCGGCUGUCCUGUUCCGUGCCCCGGCGGUGUUGCUUGUAGGUCAUACUACAAGUGCACGCCCACAAGUGUGCAGUCGACUACCUCAGCCAGAGACGAGCAUACUACAUGCUCGUGUGGGGAGCACUGCGGCUGCAACCCCUGCAUAUGUCCUAAGAGCAUGGAUACCACUGGUUCUGGCAAGGCCUUCUGCAAGUGUGGUGAUGGUUGCACCUGUUACCUGCCAGACUUGAGCAAGAUCAGACUCAGCUGUUGUAACGUUCUUGAUCUUAUAAUAACCAAGAACUUACUGCAACCCUCGAAUGCAGAACUCCAAAAUGCAGAAACACAGAACAUAGAAACACAGAUAACCAAGACUGCAGAAACAAGAAUCAAGAAUGGCCUGAAUGCAAGAUUCCCUUCGUGAAUCUUGACAAGGAAUUUUUGAGGAAUUCCCAACCUCCAAUUUGUAUUAAAGCUCAAAGAUUCCAGAUCCCUUUUACACAGGCCAUGCACUGCUUUUAUACACGCAGCACAUGAAGAACUCAAAACGCAAGACUACAACCAUAAAACGUACUCACAAUCCUUGAAUUUGAAAUGCACCGUAUCACUAACACAA
Carya illinoinensis is the source of this 716-nucleotide messenger RNA. RefSeq names its product keratin-associated protein 5-9-like. Gene Ontology annotation, molecular function: zinc ion binding. The coding region runs from base 69 to 524 and encodes 151 amino acids. NCBI's taxonomy places the organism in Eukaryota, Viridiplantae, Streptophyta, Magnoliopsida, Fagales, Juglandaceae. The transcript has 3 exons. The record is from RefSeq and is a predicted model, not a curated record.